This is a messenger RNA of Volvox carteri f. nagariensis, 5961 nucleotides long. RefSeq lists its product as uncharacterized. The transcript is spliced from 11 exons. NCBI's taxonomy places the organism in Eukaryota, Viridiplantae, Chlorophyta, Chlorophyceae, Chlamydomonadales, Volvocaceae. The record is from RefSeq and is a predicted model, not a curated record. The coding region runs from base 1 to 5961 and encodes 1986 amino acids.
AUGCCGCAGCAUCUGCGCAACAGCAGCAUGCUGCGCAUCAGCGGACAGCCAUACGAAUCGAUCCAACGGGGCCCGCAGAGGACGCUCGCCGGCAACCGGCAGCUGAUGCAGAUACACAGCUGGAGGGUCACCACCAGGAUGCUGACCCUUCUGCUGCGGAUGUACGAGAAAGAUGGCGGCGCCAGAAAGCUGCGCAGCGUGCAGCAGCUCUUCCUGAGUUACGACUACUGCAGCGGCAGCAGGACGCUGCGCGGCAUGCGGCUGCACGUGAGAGCACAGCAGCAGGUGAGAGCGCAGGAGCAGCUGCGUGAUGCAGCUGCUCGUUCUGACCCUGAGGUGAGGGUGCAGCAGCAGCUGCGGAACACUGCCCAGCAUGCAGCUGCCCGUGCUGACCCGGAGGUCAGGGCGCAGCAGCAGCUGCGUGACACUGCACGGCAUGCAGCUGCACGUCUUGAUCCGGAGGUGAGGGCGCUUCAGCAGCAGCCAAACACAGCACAGCAUGCGGCUGUGCGGCAGAUACAGCAGCAUGAUCGGCAGGCCGCCCCUAGGGACACCCUAUUGGCUCGCAUGCACCGGCUCCUGCACUUCAUGGACCUUCAUCGUGAUGCCGCCAUUGACUUGCCUGACUUCCUUUUGGCGAUUCCAGAGGGCCGCGUGCAGGAUCUUCCUGGCGGUCAGUUAUCGCCUGACAGGCAGGUACCAUACACGGUACAACUGCAAUGUGCAUCGACCAUGGCUGUUGCCUUGCGACGGCGCAUGCCUUCCCGAGUCUGUGCUGUGUGCUCCAAAGUGUGCUCGGAGGAGGAGUCGACGGUGCUGUCCUGGAUGGAGAUCCCCAAUGUCGACAUUCUGCGUGCAGACGUCAUGUGCACGGACGCUGUGCAGCGCUGGGGACAUACUGUGGUCUGGCAGCGGAUGGCGCGUACGGCUCAGGGAGAAGCACCGCCACCGCCUGAUCCGGUCCUGCCAGCUCGGUAUCGUGUUAGCCGGGCUGAGCGGGCUGCUGCUGUGGAUGACGACGGCGGCAGUGCUAGUGGGGCAGGCAGGCUGGUAGAUGAUGCAGCGGAAGGAGCAUUGGAGAUGGGUGGUGAUGCUCCGGAGACUGAUGAUUUAGACGCAGUGGCGGCUGAGCAGCAGCCGCCCGAGCAACUUCCGCCGGACCAACAGCCGCGCGCUCCACGGGUGCUGCCCAGAGCCUGCCUUGACGACCCAGCUAGUGUGGAGGUGCCAUACUGCAUGCGUUUGGAGCCGGAUUUGCCCAACCGCACUAUGCUGGUCAGCGACGGUGUUGCAGAGCGGAUCUUCAUAUGCACCACCUGCCACAAGGCCCUGAGUGCCCGACGAGUUCCCGAAGCUGCCCUGGCGCGCCUGGACCCUGGCGAUGUGCCGCGUGUCAACCAUCUGGGCGACCCUCUGCCGUUGCCCACUUUCUUGGAGGGGCAGCUUCUGGGCCGCGGCCGCAUUAUCCAGCAGUUGCUCAUAAUGUACCUGGCAGACCGACCGCCGGACGUCUUCCCUCGUGCUGUAAAGACUCACGGCAUUGGGGUCGUAAAUCCUGACCCGAAUAUGCUGCGAGGACAGCUGCCAGCGCGGGCGUCCGACCUGGCCGGCUCUAUCACGGUCGUGUGUGUCGACCAGGUUCACAGCCGGGCGGAGCUGCUGGAACGCAUGCGAAAGGCGCCAGGUCUACAGGUGCGAGGGCAGGUCAUCGUCGCCUGGGUUCGUUUCUUACAGCACAACGACGAGGAGGAGCUGGCUAUCGAUGAGGAUGCUCUGCAGGAGUACGAGCGCAUGGGCUGUGCUGCAGGCGUGCCGGAUGAAAUCUUGCAUGCAGCGCUUGCACCGACGGAUCCGGAGGUGGCGAAUGUCCUCUGCACCACCUUUCUGCACGAUCGCACGGGUGCGGCAGGUGUGCGGCAGUUCCAGGACGUGGUGGAAGCGGCUGUUCGUGAUGGCGAUCUUGCCGAUGCAGCUGCGGCGCCUGACGUGGAUCCUGCAGGACCCGUGCAACCAACGCUGGCGGAUCCGACCCCGAAUGCAGGGCAUGAUGCUGGACCGGGGCCACUCACCGCCAUCCUGCGUGGACCUGUCGACCAGCCAGUUGAAGGUGCACCAGUCGAUCCGGCAGCUGCCACUCUGGACGAACUGGAGCUGAUCCUGCCACAGCCGUCGAAUGUGGGCGAUGAUGGCAGCGAAAUCGACCGCUUCCCGGGCCGAGUGGAGGACCUUCUGACUGGCCGUGCACGGCUUGCAUUUGCAGCUGGUGGCCGUGACAGCCACGUGCUGGAUGACCGUCAUCCCGCCAUCCUCACCCUCUGCUUCCCCCAGUCCUUUCCGUACGGCUUUUCUGGUCAGCGCCCCCGCGGCAUGUCUUUUCCGGCGUAUUGUCGCCACCUGCUGCACCGCGUGCCACGAACGCAAUUCGGCGGCAAUCUCAUGCUGCUGGCACGCAUGUACGACAUCUGCGUGCGCCACGAAAGCAUGGUGCAAGUGGGCAUUACCAUGAACAUGCGGCCGCAUCUUGGCGAGCCAGCAGCGUGUGUGCCGUGUGAUGUCAUCCGUGCUAUGGGCACCAUACUGGCACUGCCGUAUCGGCACUCGCAGCGGCGGCAGCUGCUUGCGCAGCAGUCGCCGCUGGUUAAGGUGCUGGUGGAGGGGGCCCGCCUCAGUACUCUGCGCCUCGACCUCACAGAUGCUUAUUACAAUGGUGCGCGAUCCAAGAUGCAUGCAGCCGCCCUCACCAUUGGCUGGCCCCCGCUGUUCUUCACCGUAAAUCCGGCAGAUAUGCAUGCAGCCUGUGCAGUCAUGGCCUCCGGACAGGUGUUGGACUUCGACGAUGACGGACGACCGCAACAUAUCCCGAGCACGGUGGAGAAGUGGCGGCGUGUGAAGGAUGACCCGUACAGUUGCGCCGCCCUGCUGGUGGCCACCAAGGAGGUUCUGGUGGAGGAGCUCUUCGGCUUCACGCCGGGCGCCAUGCAGCAGACGAACCCGCGCUGCUUCUGCGGGCUCACGUUUGAGGUGGCAGUCAAGGUGGAGCAGAGCGGCCGCCUCGCCCUGCACAUCCACGGUGUUGCACAUGUGGCCGAUAUGUGGCCGGUAGACGCGUUCACAGCGCUAUCUGCGGGCGCCGAGCAAUCUCCUGAGGCGGCAACCACAGCGGCGGUACUGGUGGAGGCUGAAGAGCAGGAGGGCUACACAGUGACCAACGCCGUGCAGAGCUACGUGCUGCGGGGGGAAGAACUCAGCGGCCUGGACUGCAGCAUGUACAACAUAGCUUCCAACUAUGAGCUUGGAGGCUCUCUUCCCCGCCGGCCCCGCCCUGGCACCUCUGCUGCGGGCAUGGCGCAGUACUACGCGUUUGUCCUGGGUACUUUCAAAGCUCACCGGGGUCAGCCCAUCCCCCCUGGGCUGACUGUAAAGGAAGCCUACGACACCUGGUGGGCAGAGCUGGGCACUACCGAGACAGGUCGCUCGUACCAGGCGUAUGUAUCGGUGCUGCUGGACAACAUCGAAGAGGACCACGCUGGGAAAGCCCGCCGUCAGGCGGAGUACAACCAGCGGCGCCGCCAGCACUGUGCGGCAGCGGCAGCAGCCACGCUGCCUGAAGGUGACAGCAUGAGCGCUUCGGAUGGAGAUGCCGACGACGGCAUCCGCGGGCAUCUCAGGCCUGAUCCUGAAACACAGCCGCCGGCCGAGGACCAGCUGGAGCACUUCGUGUACAUCCCAGGUCAGGAGUAUCCGACGGCUGGCACCGACCUCGCCGCCGUCGCUCUUACGGACCUGUUUGACUGCACCAACGCUGCUGGCGCGUAUGCCUAUGAUGCAGCACGGCGCUGCCGAGCCCCGACCCUAGUGGACGGCCAUGGUGCACGCAGCGAUCGUUUCAGCCGUCGGAUCACACCAGCGGACCUGCCCCUGCUGACUGAAGCGACCAAGCGUCUGAAACAGUAUCUCGUUGCAGCAGCAGCCGGCACUGUUGAGGCGGAUGGGGGCGCCCACACGGGACUGACAGCCACACCUGAGAUGGAUACCCCUCAUGUCGAGCUGCACCGCCCCACCAGCGGACCCCUGGUCGCCAUCGUGCGCAUGCCUGGCACUCCUGAGCGGACUGAACAGGCUCGCAUGCCCAUCUAUGUGCACCUCCUCCAGCCGCCCAGCAUCGAUGACACCAUCGAGCUGUUCACGCUUGCCCCCCACCAGGCCGUGCCCUUCAUGCUCAUGGCUCGGUACUUCGAUCGCCGUGAUGAACCCAACCCUGGCGACCCGCCGCAGAUGCUUGUGGAGGGCAAGCCCGUGCAUCGCAGCCUCUCUACCCACGCCAUGUUUGCCCUAUCUGCUGGCAGCAACCGAGCGGACAGCGUCAGGAAAGGCAGCACAGCCAGCCUACAGGUGCAUCAUAAUGUCGGCGAUGGUGCGCUCAUCAUUGACGAGAUUGGCAUGAACAGCCUGGACCACCUGGGUGCGUGCAACCAUUCCUGCACUCGUCACCUGUUGCCCCCACCGCAUCUCGCCGGCGACCACCCCGCCGCCACCAUCUUCAGCGGCCGUCCCAGCGCCAACACAGGCGACGAGUUCCAGCACCCAAAGCCAGGUGGCCCGCCCCUCUACCGGUACACCGCUGCUGUGGAAUGCAACCCUCAGUUCUCGCCCUCUGUCCCAACCGCACAACCUCUGCAUGGAGACGAGGACAACGAUGGCGACCCUAAUGAGGCCGCCGCUGGAUCUCAAGGCGGUCAGCAGCAACCCGAAGUAGCAGCACGCCGGCCCCGGGCUGUCCCGCAGACUCAGAGCUGCAUACUUGAGGGCUUCCGGGUUUACCGAUCCCUGGCUAAGACGGUCUUCUUGCUGGAGAAGCAGCAGCGCCAGGACAGCAGCCCCUCUGGUCGUCGCCUGACAGAGUACGCCUCUAUGUUCGGCGGUGAGCCAGCCACCGAGCAGCGCAUAGCCGAGAUGGUCGACAAUCUUAACAGCCGUGCCAUCAUCGACUUGGCCGACCUGGCACACCUUGAGCCGCGCGUCGUGCUGCAGAGGAAUGAACCACGCCACACACUCAAUACCCGGCUCAUCAUGCUGGAGGCACAGCGCAAGAAUCAGCGCCUUGUGGUGUGGAAUGCGGACCACGUCCCUGUCCAGAAGCGCGGUGCUGCUGUGGAGCCGGCCCUGACACACGUGGAGAAAGCAGUUGCGAUGCAGAUAAAGGAUCACGAGUUUGGCCACACCACCGCCGACACGUGGUACUACCAUGGCGCCCGAUACAUCCUCCUUGAUACGACAGCUGCCGAUGCCGGAGCGAGCCACAACAAUGAGGUGGAAGCCUGCGGCCUGCUUGAGGAUGGCCGCGAGCCAGCAGAUGACGGCCGUGGCCCUUACCACCGGCUCAAGUACCUUCCAGUGGCCGUCAUUGUGCGGCCUAUAAACGGCCACAUCCCCGGCACCGUGCUGCAGGGCCUUGGAGACUACGCCAGCAGGGGUGGUGCCUUCAUCCUGUCACCCCGGACGUCUUGCAUUGCCGAGGUGGAGAUGCCUGCCGCCGGGUGCGGCACCAUCACAAAGCAGAUCCGGCGCCUCAACGUACCGCUCGGCGACCGCCAGGCGGUCACCGAUUACUUCGUGCAAGGCCGCAGCUUCAAAGACGAGUGCUGGCUGGUGGAUCUCGCUGUCCCACCCAACGGCAUCAAGCGCGCCACCCUGUAUGUGCUGCUGACCCGCUUUAAGACGCUGGACCACGUCCGUCUGCUACGGCCGCUUUAUACCAUGCUACAUGAGCGCAAGAGGAUAAUCAGACAAUUCCUCAGCGCGACUAACCUCGAGCCGGACCUGGCCGCCAACCUGCGCCUACUCAAGCAGGCAGCACAUGAGACGGAGCAGCGGUAUACGAUGGAGUUUGAGCAUGCACGACAGCUGGAAGCGCGCUGGGCCCGCCCGGGCCCAGGGCCCAGUCGAGCUGAGUUGAGUUGA